GCGCGCGGGGCGCCGUGCGGCGUGCGGGUCGGGGCCGAGCUGGGCGCUGGCUGGCGGGGCUCGCCCGGGACCGCCUCAGGCUCGCCCCCCGCGCCGCCCGCCGGCUGGCCUGCGCCGGCCCGCGUCCGCCGCUCCUCAGCCCCGUGCGGGCGCGCCGGGACCGCGUCCGGGCAGCAGCGGCUGCCAGCGCGGGGCACUGGGCGGCCACCCCCAAGGGACCGGGGCUGCGCGGCCGGUGCGCGCCCCGCGCCGCCGCCGCCGCCGGGCCGCCCUCUGGGGUUGGCUCCGGCGCGCCCCGGCCGCGGCGUCCGGCCCGGGUUCCGCGCAGCUGGGGCGCGGGCGGGGUCGGGGCUUGCGGGGCCGCCGCCGCCGCGCGCCCUCGCCGAGUCCGCGUCCCGGGCCCGGGCGGCCGGCGAGCAUGGAGGAGAAGUACCUGCCGGAGCUGAUGGCCGAGAAGGACUCCCUGGACCCGUCCUUCACGCACGCGCUGCGGCUGGUGAGCCAAGAAAUAGAAAAGUUUCAAAAAGGAGAAGGCAAGGAUGAAGAAAAGUACAUUGAUGUGGUGAUUAAUAAGAACAUGAAGCUGGGACAGAAAGUGUUAAUUCCUGUAAAACAGUUUCCCAAGUUCAACUUUGUGGGGAAACUUUUGGGUCCACGUGGCAAUUCUCUGAAACGUUUGCAAGAAGAAACAUUGACAAAAAUGUCUAUACUUGGAAAAGGUUCCAUGAGAGACAAGGCAAAGGAAGAAGAGUUGAGGAAAAGUGGAGAAGCAAAGUACUUCCACCUCAACGAUGACCUCCAUGUUCUCAUUGAAGUUUUUGCCCCGCCAGCAGAAGCAUACGCCCGGAUGGGACAUGCGUUAGAAGAAAUCAAAAAGUUCCUUAUUCCUGACUAUAAUGAUGAAAUCAGACAAGCACAGCUCCAGGAAUUAACAUAUUUGAAUGGUGGUUCAGAAAACGCAGAUGUACCAGUUCGAGGGAAACCCACCUUGCGUACGAGAGGUGUACCAACCCCCACAAUAACCAGGGGACGGGGAGGCAUCACAGCCCGGCCAGUUGGAGUUGGUGUGCCACGAGGGACGCCAGCUUCCAGGGGAGUCCUUUCGUCCCGAGGGCCAGUGGGUCGGGGAAGAGGACUUCUCACUCCCAGAGCACGAGGAGUUCCCCCAACUGGGUACAGACCUCCACCGCCACCCCCAACCCAGGAGACCUAUGGAGACUAUGACUAUGAUGAUGGAUAUGGCACGGCCUACGAUGAACAGAGUUAUGACUCCUAUGAGAACAGCUACAGCACCCCAGUCCAGAGUGGUGCUGAUUACUAUGAUUAUGGACAUGGACUCAGUGAAGAGACUUACGACUCCUAUGGGCAAGAGGAGUGGGCUAAGUCAAGACCCAAGGCCCCCUCGGCGAGGACAGCGAAGGGCGUCUACAGGGAGCAGCCGUACGGCAGAUACUGACUGUACUGUCUGAUGUUGUGAAAUAGCCAGUCUCCGCCAGUCCUGUGUACUGUUCAAAGUAAUUUUUUUCUAUGAACAAUCCCUUUUUAAAUAAAUCAAAUGCUUAAAAUAUGAAUGGAUGGAACUUAAAACUACUUUGUUGAAACAACCUGGGCAGAAAAAAAAGACAUGUAAAAUUUUGUUAUUUCCAGUCUGUAUAUGAAAAAAUAGGUCAUCAAAAGAAAAAAAAAUAACUUUGAUUAACUAGUGUUAAAAAAAAAUAGGUUUACUAAAUAUGUUAAUCCAUUCUUUUAAUAUAAGCCUCACCUUGCAUUUUAAAGGUUUCCAUAGAAAUUUAUUUUAUCUUUCAGCCAUAUGCUAGUUUUUUUUUCUCUUGCCAACAUGCGUAAAAAGGGAAGCCAAUUAUAAGUGCAAAUAAUGUGGUAUAUUCUUUUGUAACUCAAGUCUUGAAAUGUUCUGUAGUGUUAAGCAAAGUAUCCCUCUUGCUUGAUACUAAAUAAACUUUUGAAAGAAA
Messenger RNA from Manis javanica (Malayan pangolin), 1970 nucleotides. RefSeq names its product KH RNA binding domain containing, signal transduction associated 3 (gene KHDRBS3). The record is from RefSeq and is a predicted model, not a curated record. Gene Ontology annotation, biological process: regulation of alternative mRNA splicing, via spliceosome. NCBI's taxonomy places the organism in Eukaryota, Metazoa, Chordata, Mammalia, Pholidota, Manidae. Gene Ontology annotation, molecular function: mRNA binding. Gene Ontology annotation, cellular component: nucleus.